GACGACUAAUCCCGCCCACAUUCCCGUAUGUGGCUUGUUGUCAGUCUUGACGGGAAAGACGAUGGCUGAUCUUAUGUCUUGAUUGGAAAUAAUGUGACUCGUGGACUUCUUGCCAAAGCAGAAAACACGAAAGUGUCAUUUGAGAGAAGUCAUUUAUCGUCUGGUACAUCUGAGGGAACUCACAACGAGGUUAGUUAAAGCUUCUUUCACUUCUACAUCUGUCUGCACCUCGGAUGAACUUCCGUAUUUUGUUUCAACAUGAUCAACACGAUCUGUGUGUUUUUUAGACGUAUUAACAGCUGAACACAUGUGCAUCUUCGCUUAGGUGUCCAGGAGAAAGUGAAGGAGUUGGGUGUGUCCGGCUUGAUCGCCUGGAAAAAGCCUGUAGUCUGGGUCUGUCCCGGGAAUGAAGAGGAAACCUGAAGCUAUGGGGGUAUCUUACAGCUCUGAGCCAGAACAGAAGCGUGGAAGUGGGGCUUCAGGAGCACCUUCACAAGAAGAUGUAAGUAUUUAGAUCAGGUCCUUAUAGAUGUUUACCACUGAUGAGGCCUGACAUGUUUUUAGACUGCUCAGAUUACAUGUGUUGCAAGUUUUAACAUGCUGAGGCUUCUGCACUACUUCCUACUUGUCAACUACUUCUGUGACAUUUAGUCAGCAAAACCUGCGUGGGUGACUUAUAGGGUGACUGUAACCGGAAUGGAAAAAAACCCUGUUUUGUUCCACUUUUAGUUUUAAGCAUUAUGUGUGUGUGUGUGUGUGUGUGUGUGUGUGUGUGUGUGUGUGUGUGUGUGUGUGUGUGUGUGUGUUUGUGUAUAUAUGCAUAUGUGUGAGUGUGUUUGUAUAUAUAUAUAUGUGUGUGUGCGUUUGUGUAUAUAUAUAUGUGUGUGUGUUUGUGUGUAUAUAUGUGCGUGUGUUUGUGUAUAUAUGUAUGUGUGUGUGUGUUUGUGUAUUUGUGUAUAUAUAUAGCUGUGUGUGUAUGUAUGUGUGUAUAUAUUUGUGAGUGUAUGUGUAUAUAUAUAUGUGUGUGUGUGUGUAUAUAUAUAUAUAUAUAUAUAUGUAUGUCUGUGUGUAUAUAUAUGUAUAUGUCUGUGUGUGUAUAUAUAUGUAUGUCUGUGUAUGUAUAUGUGUGUGUGUGUGUGUAUUAAAGUUAAAAUUUUAAAGUUUAACUUUAAAGUUUAUUAAAGUUCACAUUUAUACAAACGAGAGAUUCAGGAGUCAUGUUAUACAUUAAAGUAAAAGUAAAAUAAAUCAAGUGUUCAUUGCCAUAUAUAAAACGGUCAUUUGUUCAAAGAAAGGUACACAGAGGCAAAAAUAUUAAUUAAAUAGGACGUCAUUUUUGAGGCAGCAUGUUCAAAGCUAUUAUACAAACCCUCUCAUGAGAAUAGUAAAGAUAUUUUAACCAACAUAUAAUAAAAGGGUUCCCAUGUUUUAUGAAACACAUCUUUGCUAUGUAGUUUACACGUCAGGUAGUCUAAUGCAACGUUCUCGAGUCACUCUUUGCCACUGAACCUUGGAUGGGACUCUAUCCACAAUCAAAUUUAGGGGAAUACACUUCCUAGCCCAGAACACAAGUGUUUAAUGGAGUUUCUUAUUAUAUUUUUUAAUGUGGGUCAGUUAAGGCUAAGCAGUGGGAGCUCAGUCAAAAAGUUAGUGCUUUCCAAAUUAAACUAGUGAAUCAAAGGUUGAGCUUACCUCUGUCUUUACCUUCCUCUUUCAGUUCUCAGUUCCCCUGGACAUCCUGGAGGAGAUCUUCCUGAAUCUCCCUCCACAUCAGGUGGUUCGCAUAUGUCGACUGGUGUGCCAUCAGUGGAAAGCAGUGGCAGACAGCGAGUCUCUAUGGAAAGAGAGGUGUCGGAGAGAAGGUUACUGGAUUCGUGAUGCGUCCAAGAUCCCCAAAGACUGGAGGUUGUUUUACUUUUUGUGCAAGAAGAGGAGAAAUCUUAUCUUGAAUCCAAGAGCCGAGGGUAAGAAGCCUCCUCAACGACGUAGGGGUCAAAUCAUUUGUGAAAUAAGUGCUUUCACAUCGAUCAUCUUUGUUUUGUAGAACAAAUGAGGCAUUGGCAUAUAACCGACAACGGUGGUGAUAGAUGGAAAGCAGAGGGAGUCAUGGCGCCACAUCCAAACGAGGCCGUCCUGAAAAACUUUGUGACAUCCUACGGGUGAGUAUUCAAAAAGCAAAUAGUAGCUUUUCAAUGCUCCAUGUAACAAUCUUUAAUACAGGAUCAGACAUCCUCUGUGUUUUUCACAGACUUUGCAGGAAGACGCAGCUCAUUGAUCUGGGAGCGGAGGGUUACAACCCGUCAUUCAUGGAUCACUUCCAGCCUGACAUCAAGAUAUCCGAUUGGUGAGGAGAGCUCCCAGCAUCAUCUCAACCAAAACAUGUCAAACUGAGCUGGUCACAAACACAAUUCUCGUCAUACUGCUCAUCAGUGCAUGCUCAUGUGUGUUUCAACAGGUAUGCACCACGAUGGGAUUGUGGCAGCGAGUACCAGAUCUGCGUGCAGUUGCUGAACCACAGAAAGAAACCCAUCCAAACAUUUGAACCUGAAACGGUCUACUUUGAUCAGUGGAAUGACCAGAAAUGGUGUCAGGUAUUUACAAUCCACAAAGUCUGAAUGCCUUUACAGUCGCUGUGAGCUUUACAUACAACAAAGUUAGGAUUACAACUCUUCUGGUGCGACUACAUGAACCUACAGGAUGAAAUUUGUUUGUUUUUAGAUGACGCACGUCUUCAGGAAUUACGGACCAGGAGUGAGGUUCAUCCGCUUCACCCACGGAGGCAAAGACAGACAGUUCUGGGCGGGGUGGUAUGGGAUCCGUGUCACUGACAGCAGCGUGGAGAUUUGUCCAGCAGGGGACACGUAACUCUUUCUUUGAAUACCCGUUUCCUGCCUUCUGCCUGAAAUUGCAAUAUUGCACAGACUAAAUUUGCCUUAUAUAAUCUGCAAGUCAUUGUAUCUGUUUAAACUGUUUUCUUUCGUACGUAAGUUGACUAUUUUUGGUUUUAUAGUCAGUCUCAAUGCAGCGUUAGAGGACAUGUAAAGAGUAGUGUAGAACUAUUUGAAGAGCCAUGGCUAAAGAUAGCAUCAUUUAGAACAAUUUCAAUCAUGCUGACAAAAAGAUGAAGCUUUUUACUGGUUGCUCUUGUAUAUUCAGAUAUUUAAAGCUCAGUUAUGUUAAGCUUGGACCAAAAUACAAUGAAUGAAACACUUGAAUAUGUCUGAUUCAGAGUAAUCCUGAUUCCAGUGUCUACAUUGGCCUCUGACACUGCCUUCAGCUACAGCGCAAGGUAACAGGAUUGUACCAGUGAGUGCAUUAAUCAGAUUAAUCCUAACCAACUAGCUCCAUGUAAACACGAACUGUUUGUUUCUAGAGGGAUGAAAUGUUUGUGAAAGCUUGAAAAAUGUCCAAAAAGUGUAUUUCAACCAUGAAUUGUUAUAGUUUUAGUUGUAGUAUCAAAAGUGUAUUUACUAAAACUGUAUUUAAAAUUGACUUUAUUUGUAAAGCACUUUCCAAACUGUUGUACAAAGUGCACGAUUCAGAGUCAGAAUAGGCCUAAGUAGGAAAAAAGGGUAUUUGAGCAUCUCUGUUAUGUUGCUACUAAUGAAGAAAAGGCAUGCGAGUUUAAUGUUGUUUUUCAAAAGAGCCUAAAAACAAUUGUCUUUGCUUUAAGGUCAGUUGUUUCAGUACCAAACAGCACUUGUAGUCCCUGCUAGUAAAGUGCAGUCCCUUUAAAAAAAAAAAAAAAGCCAUACGACAGCUGGUUUCCAUUUCCCGUCAUUUAAAUCAGACAAAACAAGUUAUUUCCCCUGAGGAAGGGACGGUCAUUGAAAUGUACGGACCGGAUAAGUCGCCGUUUAGCCGCCGUUUGGUACAACAGGUUCUUGAGAUAUUCUGUCCAACUGAGAUGUUUGUUUUCUUUGAAGUCAGUUGCUGAAAAGUGACGGUGAUAACCCGUGAAUUUCAAUGAAGGUAGGAGUAGAUGAUGUGAUGCCAUCUCUGACAACAUCCAAGGCUAUCACUUAAAAUAAUACUGGAACCACAGUGCUAUUGUGAUUCUAGUAUUAUUUUACAGCAGCACAGUCUGACAGCCUUGACUGAUGUAUUAUUUGCACUGAUCUGUACUUUGUGAUGUUGAAACAAACAGCAUAAAACAUGUUCUUUUGUACUCCUCCUGUCUCUUUGACUCACAUCUCUCCUGCAUAUCUGUGGAAAAUCAAAGUUGAUAGAUUUAAAUCAUCAAGUCAGACAACAACAUGAGUAUUUGAUGUUAGGUUUAUUCAUAAUACUGGUUUGUUGUGAUGCAAGAUACAUUUUUUGUUGUCAAAUCGAAUAAAAAUCAAGACACUCCUAACAUUUUCCUGAUUAGUUGGAUUUCAGUGUCAACCCAGCUUCUCGUAAUCUUGGUAUCAGCUUUGCACACACUGUAUUCAGUCAAUAAGUUAGAAGUUAUUCCUUCCAUAUUUACAAAUUCAAGCCAUCAAUUGAGGCAUGGGUAGAGUAAAAGAAAAAAAGCAAAUAGUGCCAGUUCCAUCAAUCAAUCAAUCAUCUUCACAGGGUCUCAAUCCAAAUGUAGCAUAAUGUUAUUCCUAUCUGAUGUACUGGAGCUGCAGUUUAUUCACUUCAAAAGACCUGGAUUAGGCUGGAGGUUAGAGGCCAAGAUGCUCCUUUUGACAAGCGCUCAGGACAGAACACCUUCUUACUGUUUUCACUUGGUCAAAAACAGUAAAGAAUUGUUGUGCUUUAGCUCCUUGCAUUAUAUCGCACACAAUGAUGAUGGCGUAUUAUGACACAUGAUGUCGAAUAAAGGUGUUAGCAUUUUCAUUUUACAGCCAUAUAAUUCAGACUUCUCUGUUAGCUCCACUCUGAGAAGUGUCGACUUGUUGGUUCCUGUUUCAUUAGAUUUAUUGUAUAUAUACAAUGGAGCUUGGCCCAGAAAUAAUGUCAUCUGUCAGAUACUUUUUAGUUCUGCCUGGAGGCCAUGAUGUCGGAAAACGUUUAACAUAUAAGGAGAAUAAAACAUGAGGGCUUGAGAAAGAAAUCAAAAGUUUUCGUCCUUUGACUCCAGCAGAGUUUAUAUUACUGGGUAUCUGAUUGUUAAUGUUGACAUGACAACCAAAGUCAGUUUUGUGUGACAAAGCUAAACACACAGGAACUCAAACUUUUAGGGGGAAUACUUGAAAAGAUAUCAACUUGCUAAGAGCACCCUCAUUAUCCUGCUCCAAUCGUUUUCAGUCUGAGUCCAUAAUCCUUCUAAUUCCCACACUAUUUUAAAAACAGUUCCUUUGAAAGAGCACUUUUUAAAACAGAUCUCUAACCAUCAUGUGGUAAACUUGGUUAUUUCAUAUAUUAGCUACAGUUUGUGAUCCAUUAAUGAUCAGUGUUUACAUCGUGUAAGGCCGUUAAAGUGGCGUCAAACCAAUACAAAACAGCAUCCAAUGUUACUCAAAUCUUCAACUCAUCUUCAACACACUGUAAAUGCAUUGAGGUUAAUUCAGUCAGAAGGCAAAUGUUUCAUGAUACCUUAAUUCACGUUGGAAUGUGCUUGUGCAGCAAACCUCUCCAGUACUGCUAACCUAGAUUUGGAAACUUGUGUGGACGGCGGCUGGGGUGAAACUUAGAGCAGAACACAUUUACGCCUUUUCUUAGGUUCAGGGGGCUCCAGGGCAGCCAGUAUUGCCUCAUCAAACACAUUCUUUAAUCCUUUCUGUGGAAAUAAGAUAUCAAUAUUCAAAUCAGGGCUCUGGUCCAAAUACUAUCGACAUCUUCAAGGAGCUAAAUGCAGAAAAAAUACAGUGUAGAAAGUGGGCAGAGAGAUCAAAUUUUUCUUUUAUUUAAUAACAUUUAACAAGACUCUCCUCAUUGCUAACUCGUCUGAGUUAAGACAAAAGCCCAUGGAAAAUCUUGAUGCUGCAGUAGAAAAUAAGUAUCACUGUCUAAGACAGGAUAUAGCAUACAUGCUUCAUAGGAUACAACUGAUGCUUAGAGCUCCAUACCAAGAAUAACAGAACUGUAAUGUAAAAAAAACAAAAACUCAUUCAUGUACUGUUACACAGACCUCCUGGCAGCAGAAAAAAAAAAGAUUAAGAUUGGCACUCUUGUCAUAUCAGGCAGCAUGGAUAACUGUGAUUAGGCCAAGUUGAAAAAGAGCACACAUGAACAGAAGGGGAGAAAGUUAAUGGGCACCAAGUUUUUAGAGUUUAAAGAGUGCUGUGGUUAUUAUAGUGACAGACAUCUCUUUACAGUUACUAAGCAGCAGAUGACCGAGAGGCAAAGCGAGAUGCGAGAAGACAUCAGAACAAACAGCAUUUUCUCUUUCUUUGAGUUUCAGGGGGCUCUAAAGCGGCUAGGAUAGCCUCAUCAAAUACGUUCUUCAGUCCCCGCUACAGAAAGAGGAAGAGAGGGGGGAAAGACAGGCACACGACACGGUUAGAUGGAGAUUUUAGUUCAAUGCUGUUAGCAAAAAGGCAAGGCAAAGUAUUUCCACUAUUGUUAGGGAACACUCAAGCACACACUUGCUGCACAAGCACGAGUCUAACAGGGGCGAGGGUCUUACCUGCGUUAGGGCUGAGCACUCGACGUAUUUGACUGCCUUGAGGUCACGAGCGAGCUUCUCUGCUGUCUCGGGGGUUAUUGGCUUCUGUUUGUUCUUGGCUAGCUUCUCCACUGUGGAAGGGUCAUCACGCAGGUCGAUCUGAGUGCCUACCAGCAGGAACGGGGUCUUGGGACAAUGGUGGGUUAUUUCAGGAACCCACUAGAGACGGGGGGAAAAAAAGGCAAAUAAACACACUGCAGAUAAAAAAUUCAAUGAGGUGAAAAUCAGAUUACAGAUUGAAACUGUUCUAAAAUGAUUAUUGUUCAUUAAGAAAAAAAGGAAUCAAAAACAGGCUUUUCUAUGGAGGGGUUAAAAGGUGAUUUACUUUAAAGUGAAGCUUUCAUUUUCAUUUUGAGUUGAUUUCCCACUCCCCUUGAGUCAGUACAGCUUAUCUUUGCUGGCCUUGUCCUGCACAUGAGUGUGAAGCGCUCUCUUGAGAAAUGUAUCACUGCUUUCUUUUAGAUGGCCAAUAUUCUACUCACUCGGAAACCUUGCUUACAAAAUGUAAACAAAGACUCCAUGGAAACAACUGAAUGGAUCUAGUUUUUCUUCUUGCUGAUGGAUUGGUUUUGGAGGACAAGUUUCAUCAUGCCAAACUUGUCAAGAAAGGAUCAACUUGAAAAAUAAAAAUCCUUCUUAUAUAAAUACCCAGAUGUAGAUAUAUGCAUGUUAUGGAUGUUCAUUAUAAUUUAAUCCUGUUAAUUUAAUCAUACAUUUUUCUUGUGCUGUGGGGUUUAAUCAAUGAAAUAUAAAAUAUUUAACUGUUCCAGCCACUAAAACAGCAGCUUCUUCUCAUUAGAGACUCUGUGUUAUAAGAGGAUCAUUGUCCACUGUUGGGCCAGAUAUUACUGGAAUGCCUCAGGAUAUGCUCAGGCUAUACUUAAUUUUUGAAUACCAGCAUUCAUGACUGAAUUAUAUUCCAAAAACAAUGAAUGGUGUUUUUUUUUUACUUGUCAAACAAGAUCAUACUGUUCUAGUUUAAUUUCCAUUUCUUUCCGAAAUACCCCUCAUAUUUGAAUUUUACUGAGAUCAAUGACUGCAAUGUAAUUGUAGGAUCCUAAUUCAUUCCCUGUGGAAACUGCCCCUCAGCUGUCAUAUGACAAGGGUAGUGAAGAGCGGGACAAUGAAUUGAAUCAAGACAACUCAGUUUAUUACUCCAAAAAGUAUCCGUUACGCUCCUAACUUCAUUAAUUUACAACUCUCUCCUUAUCUCAAAGGUUUAAGUGUUUUUUAAAUGAGUAUGCGAUGAAGGCGGUUUAGGACAUGACAUCUGCGGUUGUUCUAAGAAACACAUGUAGCACUCACCUUCUCUUUCACGUUCUCAAACGAAGAAGGUGAAACAACUGAGAAACAGACUAAAAACACAUCUGUCUGUGGGUAGCUUAGUGGUCGUAGACGGUCAUAAUCUUCCUGCCCUGAAGGAAACAACAUCACAGAUAAAACUCUCACAACAUGAGUGCAAUAGUGUUGUCGUUCGCAAACGAUUCAUUCAAAAGAACCAAAUCUUUUAAGUGAACAUAGUGAACCGAAUCACUUGAGUUCGUUUCUCAUUUCAGUUGAGCUGAAGUGAGAAACGGCAUUGCCAGUCGAGCAGCCGGUGAACGAGGGACCGCAUGCACCGACGCCUGUGGUGAAUAGAUCACGAAUUAAACUACACUCUCUGGAAUCAUUUUUGUUGGACAAAACUACCUUUAUUUUUUUUUUUUAAACUGCUAAACUGCCACCACAAAAACUUAAAUACAAUAGGACACAGCGUGUAACAAGGAGUACAUAAAACCCGCAGCAUCCUAUCAUUGCAGUGGUUUGCGAGGGAACGGUGCAUGUUCAGUCGAAUCACUCACUGAGCCCAAUUUACGAGCAGACCUGAUAAAUAGCAUACCAUAGGACAGUACACUUAAAAAAAAUCAUAAAUCAUAAACAAGUUCAUUUUUACAAACCUGUUUGCCAAAGUAAGGGUCCUUACACACCGGGAUUGUUUUUUCAUGUGAUUAUUUUGGACGUCAAUAUUUUUUUUCGCUGUAAGAUGGUAAGGGAAGGUCCCGCCCUCCUUCGCCUCUGAUUGGCUACAAGUGCUGACCAUUUGGCUUGAGCGUGUGAUGACGUUUCCAGCUUUUCUAGCCAAUCAGAGGCGAAGGAGGCGGGACUUUCCCCUGGAAAAGUCUUCCCCGGGAUGCGUCUUUUCCCCCCGGAACGUCGCAAAGUCACAUCACUUAAUGUGUAUAGUCAGGCGCAAACAAAAUUAGCCUCUGAAUAUUUCGUAAUUUUGCGUCGCAUAUUUGCGUCAUUCCCGGUGUGCAAGGUAACACAGCCAAACACUCCUGUCUUCUGGUCCAGGAAACUGAAUCCUGAACCGUUCAGCUAAGUAUCAGUUGCAGGCUUCUCCAGCCAAACGCUACAUGAAUCAGUGAUUUGGUGAACGAAUCUUUUGAAUGAAUCCUUUUAGCGAACUGAUUCUAGUGAUUCAGUACAUUUAAAAGAACCGCAGUACCCAUCACAAGAAUGCAAAAUCAAAUUUAAAAAAAAAAAAGAUGAAGAGAGGAUCUUACCUGCUGUAUCAAAUAAACCAAGAGUGUAUGGUUCACCACCGAUCAUUACAGUUACUGCAUAGUUGUCGAAAACCUUGUAUAAGAGAAAGAAUAACAAAGAAUAACAUGUGAUUUCCUGUGCGAGUCUUAUUUAACGACUUGACCGAAAAUUGGACUCGGAAGUAACUUACUGUUGGAACAUAUUCAGAGGGGAAUUUGUUGGUGGUGUAGGAAAUCAAUAGGCAGGUUUUACCCACGGCUCCAUCACCCACCACCACACAUUUGAUAGUCUGCAUCGUUGUGCUUUCAGACCCCGAUCACAGUAACGCAGGCUGCUGGAGAGUUCAAAAUACAACAAAUAUAACAAGAAAUGUCUUUAAACUGAUUCAACAUAUAAGUACAAACAGGUAACUAAGUGGAAGAAUGAUUUUAAUAAGGAAAGGCGACCAAAAUAAUGUGCAUCUUUACGUUGUGUUACCUAGUUGACAGUCACGCCCCAUCACCAACACUGUACGUAGGCUAACGUUUGGCUACUGAAAAGCGUAUAUACUUGAAUACACAGCAAACUUAAACGUUUAUAUACAAGGGAAUAACUUGAUAACACGUUACCAGACUGUCUACACACAAUGUAAGUGUAACUGUAGCUAUAUAGCUGAAUUUGUUGUGUAACGGUAAGUAAGCCGAGCUAGCAGUCACCAGUCGCUGCCGUCCGUCUCGCCAGCUAGCUUAGUAGCCGGCCGGCUAACGCUACGAUGUAAACUUACGCUUCUAGCUUCGAAAACAAAAGUAGAAGUUCUGUUAUUUAUUCAUCCGCGAACCAGAGAAGUCAGAAUUGAUAAAAAUCGACGUACCAGAGUACCUUCGUAUCGCAGCUAGUUUACGUUAGCCGUGUUUUCCGCCGGGCGUUGGCACCAGCGAGCAGCAACUCGCUCCAGUAAGCUCGGCUUCAAGUACCACUUCCUCCGCGGCCGUCAAGUUAGAGAGAUUCACACCGGAAAUCACCUUCAAAAUAAAACAUCGAAAUUAUCCGUUUCAAAGCGUGACUCUUGUAGUGCCACAAACUAAACGUUAAAGAAGAUUUGAAGUCACAGAAAAUCAGUUAAACGUAUAAACUUCACCAACUUAGGUGAAUGUUGUUAUUGGGGCACCUUAUUCAUGCCAGUUUUCAGACGAAUGCUUUUUCUGCUUUUAUUUUGACAGGUAUUUUUCUGUACGUGUAGUGCCUUCAAACUUGCAGGAAUGAGGCGUCUGCAGCAAAAGUGGUGACAUCACCUCCAUAAUACCUCAAACUUGGUACUUUACGGCUGAACAUGAGCUGUAAUUCUUUAUAAUAAUAAUAAUAAUAAUAAUAAUUAAAGAUAAAAUAUAGAAAGGAUGCAGUUGUGAUUUUUCUCCCCUGUUUUUCUCAUAGACUACCCUGAUGAGUCUGAUGAGAGGAUACCCUAGUUAGAGACAAAACUAUGAUUGCCUUGAUGUAGUGAUCCGAAAUAUGAUUAAUGGCUCAUCUUACCCCACUCUCCCCUAUAUACUAUAUUCUUUAUACAGUCAAUGGUUUUUCUAUACCAGUUUUAGGGUAAUUUUUCUGUAGCGAAUCUCAAAAUCUUUUACAUUUAACAACAAAUUCUCAAAAGACAGUUUUGAACAUGAACACAUCAGAACAUCCAGUCAAAUAAGUCGUCUGAGUAUUUUAUUAUAAGAGGUUGAGAGAAUAAGAGAAACUGCCCAUUGAUACGCUAGUGCAGUCUAGGCUAUCUCCUUCUGACACAUAUAAAUUAAACAUUUUAUGCUUCAUAAAAGUACGACUUAAUUCAGGGUCUCUGCAUUGAAUUGAAAAGUAGUGGCUAAAACACAGUUAAUAUAUCUCCUCCGCUGAAGAUUAAAGCCAGCAGAUACACUUGUGUAACUUCUUGAAGAUAUGAUCAGCUUGGUAAUAAAAUUUGCUUGACAAGAAUCACAAAUCACCGCAGUCCUUUCUGGAGAAUAUAAAGCUUUGUGCAGAGUUUGAAUCUAAUUUAGCUUUGAAUAAAACAGGCUUUUGCUUGAAUUUUGACAUAUACUUGUCUGCAGGCCAAGGAACUGACAUUAGAUUUAUCAACUUAAAUACCGAGACUAAUACAUGAAAAUAACAUUUCUCUGCUUAUUUUUCAGUUUAAUUCAUAAAAAAUACUUUAUACAAUAAAGGAAUGCUUAUUUUGACUUUGCUUUUGAAUCACUCAAUGUUUUGUGAGUUUUGAUAACAUAAUUGUUGCCCUGGCCAUGUUUUUCUUGCAGUUUUUAUCCUCCAUGUAAAGAUAUGUGUGGCUGAAACACAAGACAGCAUUAAAAUAAUAAGGAUCCAGCGCAGAGUCAUCCACCAACUGGUUGAAACAAAAAGCAUAAAUGAGAUUAGAACCAUUUAGUCCAUGUUUUCAUUAAGAUUUAUAGCAGACAAUAUUAAGGAUAUAAAUCCUCACCUUGCUUCUUCAUAUAGAAUCAGAGGGGUGGAAGUAGUGGUCAUCAAUACUGUGGAAAAGAACAAAAACAUUCAAUUAUUUAUUCUGAUAAAUCAGACAGUUUUGACCUGAAAAUUGUGGACAAACACUAGAACCAUGUUGUGUUGCAAACCCAUUAUCACAGAAGUUAAACAUGACAGCAGAAUCUGCCUGUUUGCCAUAACAGAUCUCAAAAAUUGAAGGUAACACGGUUGUUUUUAUUGCAUUCGUCGUGUAGUUUUCUUAAAAUCACAAAUAAGAAGCUAUGCAAGCUUUUGCAAUCAAAUCAGAAUCACCUUAACAUUUGAUGACUCGUACCUGUGUUGGUCAGUUUGAGUCGGACACCAACGUGGGGGUUCCUUCCAAACCUUGCGAUGACACACCAGUACAUGUCCUCGUCACUCUGACUGAGAGAGGUCAUGGUUACAUUGAAGACUCCAGCCUUUUUAUCAUCCUGGAUGGAGAUUCGGUCACUGUCUCUGCUCCUGGGUGUCUUCACUACAAUACUACACCGCUCAUACACCUGCCCUUUGCACCAGUAUUUUGUGUAGUUUCUGAGCUUUCGGUCGUACUGACAUGAGACGGUCACAGAUCCUCCGUAUCGUCCUGUUACCUCCCCUGGAGCUGUCAACUCAGCUGAGUCCACUGCAUGCUUUGUGAGCCAGAGGAGACAGAGAACUGGAGCUGCAAGAUGAAACAACAUUAUGAUACCAGUUAAACACUCCUUCUGGGUUUAAAUUUUAAUGUAAUAUCUUUAAAAAGCUGAUAUUACCAUUGAAGAAGCCAAGCAGUAUCCUUGAGGUCCUCAUGUUGGACAGAGAAGGAAUAACGUGAAGCAGAAGUGUGCAACAUUUAGGGGCUUCCUCUUGUUCCUCCUCUCAUUUGGUUGUGCAAUAUGGUGGUUAAUAUGACGUCUGAGUGUGUGCAAGUUUACUUGAGAAAAGAUUCUGUCUGUGUGGGAAAAAUUAAACUGAGAUCCCAAAAUGCACGAACAUUUCUCGUGUCCCUCUUUGCAAGACAACAGGGCAAACUUUGUAGGAACACUUCUGAUAUUAAAACAGCAGGUGGCACUAAAGACCAGGCUGGCAGAGGCUGAAAAAUGAGUGAUUUGACAUUUUUUUAAGUUCUGUAGAGAUUAUAUUUUGUUUUAAAAUCGAAUAUGGACUCAAAGAAAGAAGAAAAUACGAAGUGGUAUAGAGUUUGCAGUUUGCCAAAGCCUGAUUACACCAGCCUUCCUGUUUCUGAACCCAAAAAGUGUUACGAAAUCUUUUAUGCCAAACUUUAAUCAUAACCAUUGUGCAAACUUUACUCUUCCUAUCUUAAUUGCCUGUUUUUUUCUGUCCCCUUUUGCACACUAUAAUUAAUCCACAAUGGUCUUCCUGCUCUUGCCACUGCCGUGAUAGAAAAUAUCAACACCUUUAGGAUUUUAAUGUCAUGUUUCACUCAAAAAUACAUCCAAACGGCUUGGCCUCCUUAUCCUUACAACACUGAAAAUUGGAAAAACCCGUUUCCUUUGAAAAAUAAAUUAAUGCUUGAAAAGAAAUGAAACUAAUGCACCAUACUUCUGCAGACUGACAGCAGUAGAAUGAUACUUCAUUAUUAUUUCUCAACAGCAGACAUGAGCUCCUCACAUGUCUGUGCGGUUUUAUCUGAAGUGGUCAGAUGCCAAAAUUCAGACGGCAAGUUGAAACUAGUUCCUGAUUGAAUCCAAAAUCCUGAUUGUCGUGUGUGUUUGUGCUGUCAGCAGCUGUAUAUUUGAAUUUGCAAAUGACUUGUGUGAUAAAGGUGAAUCAUUAUUUCUACCUACAGACACAGAGUGAAUUUGGGUGAGUGUAUCUGAUAGGGAGGGAUUGCUCUUGUAUUUUGUAUUAUUAUACCUCUUUAUUUUGGCUUUGUAGUGAGCUCCUUUCUCUCCUUCUCUAUCCUCUAUCUGUCUGUGUCAUCAACUUUGAAUCAUCAUAUCCCUUAAAAAUCACAAAACACAGUCUUUCCGGGGAGUCCCUGAGUUCCCUCAUCAUGUAGGUUCCUCUAUUUUCCCCUCUCUUAACCCUAUGUGGUCCAAGCAA
This is a messenger RNA of Xyrichtys novacula (pearly razorfish), 13657 nucleotides long. The record is from the annotation of a GenBank genome assembly. NCBI's taxonomy places the organism in Eukaryota, Metazoa, Chordata, Actinopteri, Labriformes, Labridae.